CACACGCCUUGGUGCUGUUAAAGAUGCCCAGGGAACAUUACUGGCUCCCUGUAGUCGGAUUCGUAAAAGGCUUUAAAACAGCUUCGCGACGGCGGCGUCUAUUUUCAGUAAAGGAACAACAGUGUAAACCAAUAAAUCGUGAGGCUACAACCCAACACCGAUCUCGGUCCAGCUGUUCCCCGGUUCGUUCGGGCGUAGUGGCGUCUGUCACGUCUGCCCCUCAUCCGUCAGCCGUCGCCGGGAACGCGGCGUGUACAUUCUCUGCCACAUCAGCUGCGCUCCGUCGCCGUUGAAGAACCACAAAACGUGUCUCGGCUGCUCGGCAGCCUCACAUCUGCCCCGAAAACGCCAACUUCUUGGGAAGUAACUGUUUACGUCGCCGUCGACUUUUCAUCCCUCGAACCAGUCCGUAUGCUGAGUUUGGCGCGUGGGCUUCGGUUACGCAUGUGCAUUUCUUUUGCAGGAAGCCGCACCGGAGGACGGAGUUUUUUCCCCCAAUCAUGUGUUAAGUUGCCGGAUCUGCAGGCGUCUUUCUCCGGUUAGUCCAAAUCAUUUGUAGCCGGCUUGCCGGGACAGCAGCCGAGUCGUGAAGGCUCUGCAGUCACGUGACCGAGACAGGACUGAAGAGGGUUUUUUUCCCCGGAAUGUGUAUGUGAACGUCUCUCCGUGUGCAGUUACAGGGGUGUCCCUCCUCCGCAUUUUUUUGCUGCUGGCCAUGCUUUAGACGCCGGAGCGCAGGGAGAAAGGCGAGAGCAGACACAGAACCGCUCUCUCACUGGGCUACUUGUCUUUCCAGUCUCACCUCGGGUCCCCGUCGGUUCUUCUUGGUCGUUUUGAGCCCACCUUCCUGCGGUCGACUUGCUUCUGUUGGUUAAAAAAAGAGUAAGAGAGGGAGAGAGGGAGAGGGAGAGAGAACUGUGGUAAUUUCUGUAGGUUUUCAUGCGGGUCUGGUCUGACAGGAGGAGAACCUCGCCGCUGUUUUUGCAGAGUCCAAUCGUCAUCUCCUUAUUUUUUCUUUUUCUUUUUCUUUGGUUGCUCCAUUCGGACAAUACAGGGCAGCAACGCCGAGCUUGGAUGAGCCGCCGCGCAGAAAUCCCGAGAUGGAGUUGCUGUUGAUCUGCCUUUCCCUAUGGAUAUUGCAAUGCAAUUCGGCCAGAGCGGACUCCAUCAUUCAUAUCGGUGCCAUAUUCGAGGAAAACGCUGUGAGAGAUGAUGAGAUUUUUCAACUCGCCAUAUCAGACCUGAGUCUGAAUGACGACAUUCUACAGAGCGAGAAAAUCACCCAUUCUGUGAAACUUAUUGAGCCUAACAACCCCUUCCAGGCUGUGCAAGAAGCCUGCGAGUUGAUGAACCAGGGGAUUCUGGCUCUGGUCACGUCCACGGGCUGCGCCGCCGCCAGCGCCCUGCAGUCCCUGACGGACGCCAUGCACAUCCCCCACCUCUUCAUCCAGAGGAACGGCGACGGCGGCCCGCGCGCCGCCUGCCAGCUCAACCCCAGCCCGGACGGGGAGAGCUACACGCUGGCCGCCCGGCCCCCGGUCCGGAUCAGCGACGUCCUCCUCACCCUCGUCUCCGAGCUGUACUGGCAGAAGUUCAUCAUCUUUUAUGAAAGCGAUUAUGACAUCCGGGGCCUGCAGACCUUCAUGGACCAGGCGUCCCGGCUGGGCCUGGACGUGUCCCUGCAGAGAGUGGACCGCAACGUGAGCCGCGUCUUCACCGACCUGUUCAGCACCAUGCGCACCGAGGAGCUCAACCGCUACCGAGACACCCUGCGGCGGGCCGUGCUGCUCAUGAGCCCGCGGGGGGCGCAGGUCUUCAUCCACCAGGCCGUUGAAACCAACCUGGCAUCCAAGGACAGCCACUGGGUCUACGCCAACGAGGAGGUGAGCGAUGCGGACGUCAUGGAGCUGGUUCACACCUCCCUGGGGCGGAUGACCAUCAUCCGUCAGAGCUUCCCCUUGUGGAGAGACACCAACGUCCGAUGCAUGAGGAACAAUCACCGCAUCUCCUCGCUGCUGUGUGACCCGCAGGAGGGCUACCUGCAGUCCCUGGAGGUGUCCAACCUCUACCUCUAUGACAGCGUGUUGAUGCUGGCCAACGCCUUCUACCGGAAGCUGGAGGACAGGAAGUGGCACAGCAUGGCCAGCCUCAACUGCAUGAGGAAGUCCACCAAGCCGUGGAACGGUGGAUGGUCCAUGCUGGACACCAUCCAGAAGGGCCGGAUCAGCGGACUGACGGGCCUGAUGGACUUCCGUGCCGAAGGCUCCAAUUCCCAUGUGCAGUUUGAGAUCCUCGGAAGCAGCUACAGCGAAACGUUCGGGAAAGAUGUGAAACGCCUGGCGUCCUGGGACUCCACGCGAGGCCUCAACGGCAGCCUCAAGGAGAAUCGCAUCGAGAGCGGCAUGCAGGGAGUGACGCUCAAGAUUGUAACGGUGCUGGAAGAACCUUUCGUGAUGGUGGCGGAAAACAUUCUGGGGCAACCUAAGAGGUACAAGGGGUUCUCCAUCGAUGUCCUCGACGCCCUCGCUAAGAUCCUGGGCUUCAAGUACGACAUCUAUCAGGUCGGAGAUGGGAAGUACGGCUCGGCGCUUCCCAACGGAUCCUGGAACGGCAUGAUUGGAGAACUCAUUGGCAAGCGUGCCGACCUGGCCGUGUCUGCCAUCACCAUCACCCCGGAGCGCGAGAGCGUGGUGGACUUCAGCAAGCGCUACCUGGACUAUUCGGUGGGAAUCCUGAUGCGCAGGCCGGAGGAGAAGAUCAACAUCUUCUCGCUGCUGGCGCCCUUCGACCUGGCGGUGUGGGCGUGCAUCGCCGCCGCCAUCCCCGUGGUGGGCGUCAUGAUCUUCCUGCUCCGGCGCAUCCAGGCCGUGCGUUGCCACGGCGCCGCGGGGGGGCACCCGCCGCCGUCCGUCUCCACGUCGCUCCAGAGCGCCAUCUGGAUCGUCUACGGCGCCUUCGUGCAGCAAGGCAGCGACUCCGUCCUGGGAUCCAUGGCCCUGAGGAUCGUGAUGGGCAGCUGGUGGCUCUUCACCCUCAUCGUGUGCUCGUCCUACACGGCCAACCUGGCGGCGUACCUCACCGUGUCACGCAUGGACAACGCUGUCCGGUCGUUCCAGGAUCUGUCCAAGCAGGUGGACGUGGCCUACGGGACCGUCAGGGACUCCGCCGUCUACGAGUACUUCCGGGCCAAAGGCACCAACCCCCUGGAGCAGGACAACACGUUCGCCGAGCUCUGGAAGAUCGUCAACAAGAACAACGGCUUCGACAACUCGGUCUCCAGCCCCUCAGAGGGAAUCAAGAAGGCCAAGCGGGAGCCCUACGCCUUCCUGUGGGACAUGGCGGUGGUGGAGUACGCGGCCCUGACGGACGACGACUGCACGCUGACGGUGGCGGGGAACAGCCUGAGCACCAGGGGCUACGGCGUGGCCCUGCAGCACGGCAGCCCCUACCGGGACCUCUUCUCCCAGAAGAUUUUGGAGCUCCAAGAAAAGGGCGACCUGGACAUCCUGAAGCAGAAGUGGUGGCCAAAGAAAGGCCGCUGCGACCUGCAGAGCCACGCGGACGCGCAGCCCGAGGGCCGGGCCCUGCGCCUGCACAGCUUUGCCGGCGUGUUUUGCAUCCUGGCCGCCGGGCUGCUGCUGGCGCUGCUGGUGGCGGCGCUGGAGACUUGGUGGAACAGCAACCACUGCAGGAGAGAGCAGCCCAAAGAGGUGGACUGCAGUCUGGAAAGGGUUUCUGGCCCAUUGACAUAUAAUGACAUAGGCACUACACCAGAGGGGAGACAGGACAGAGACAGAGACUGGGAGGAGACCAGGGCUCUUGACACAGGACAAAGAGGUGAACCUGGAACAGGUCCACCAGCGUUUAAACAGCCUCCUGGACGAGGACUUGGCUCACAAACAGCUCCCAGGCCAGUCUAUCGAGAUCUCUGCCUUGGACAUUGGCAGCAUGCAGCCCAGUCAGUCCCUGGAGGCCUUGUCUGUUCGGGACUACCCGAGCCACCGGGGCCCGCCGCCUCUCUCUGUGACCUCCUUCCUCCAGGAGGCUCAUGGGGCCGGAAGGACACUGGGCCCGGCCUCUGGCAGGACCUUGCCCCUGCCCCUCAGCAGUGCCACCAUGCCCUCUAUCCGCUGCAAACACAGGGCGCCCAACGGGGGGCUCUUCCGGCAGAGUCCAGUCAAGACACCCAUGCCAAUGUCCUACCAACCAGUGCCAGGAGGAGCCAUCCCAGAAAUCAGCGAGCCCAGCCACGGGACGUCCAUCUGAGCGCUGACAGACACUCCGGCUCGCUCACCAGGUCCAAGAGCUGAGCUGAGCUGAGCUGCGUGAGUGAAGACGUAUAAAUAGAACGCGAGCGGCGGAUUUUUCUUACCGGCAACGACGAGUCAGCGGGACGACGCGGCGCGACACAGACUAAUGUACAUAUUUGUGAGUACAAAGAGAGAGAAGCAACAUUAAAAGUGUAUUUUGAAUAUUCUCAGUUGAGUUUAAAAAAAAAGUAACGUUUUUAAAAAAAAAUGACUGAAUGGCUUUGUAAAUUUUGUUCUAAAUGAAUAAAGGUGACAAUUCCUCGUGGUUGUUUUCUAAGUGCCAAGUUCAAAGAUGUUUUCUUUCAGAUCAACAUUAACUGAAUGUACUGUGAGAAUUCAUGAUAAAGUUACAUUUCACACUUCGACAUUGGAAGAAUUGAUUUGUUUCAUAUAAAAAAAUAAAAACUGUUAUACAAAAA
This is a messenger RNA of Betta splendens (Siamese fighting fish), 4729 nucleotides long. It is a transcript of the gene grid1a, whose product is annotated as glutamate receptor, ionotropic, delta 1a. Gene Ontology annotation, biological process: modulation of chemical synaptic transmission; monoatomic ion transport; synaptic transmission, glutamatergic. The record is from RefSeq and is a predicted model, not a curated record. Gene Ontology annotation, cellular component: plasma membrane; postsynaptic membrane. Lineage: Eukaryota; Metazoa; Chordata; Actinopteri; Anabantiformes; Osphronemidae. Bases 1101 to 4310 code for a protein of 1069 amino acids. Gene Ontology annotation, molecular function: transmitter-gated monoatomic ion channel activity involved in regulation of postsynaptic membrane potential; glutamate-gated receptor activity. The transcript has 17 exons.